GCCUCAUGUUUGGGUUGGAAGGUGGUUUCCCAGCGGCUCCGUCCACUGCGCACUGCGCGCAUUAGUCACUGUGCCCUAUGUGGCCACGAGUCCUCCCUUCCAGAAUGCGUUUCGGAAGUUGCGCGCUCCUCCCUGGUUCGAGUUUGGCUCAAAAAAGAAACUCAACCAUGAAGAUAACAUAAGUUCUAAUGGGGAAGUCUCGCUCUCGCUGGCUGUGCUUCCCUUUCCUGAGACUGACGAGCAGCUUUUGGAGGUGCCCUCUCUCCAGAAGGAGUUUGAUCAUCGCGACCCUAUGUGCGGUCUAUCUGGUUUUUGUGGUUUCAUAUGUUGGAUACUCUCAGCAGCACCGGGACAGACGGACUGACAGACACAAGUACCGACACACCCGUGGACUGGAGACCGAUGGUGCCCUUCUGGACUCUGCGGACCUGCAGACCGGUGAGAGCUUUGUGGUCCCGACCCGGUCCAACGUGGUGUACAUCACGCUCAAAUUCAAGCGCCUGAAACCAGCAAAUAUCCGCGGCACUAUCAGGCCAAAGCUCAGGAGAAAGCUGAGGAAGAAUAAAUCAGCCAGUUCAGCUUUUACGCAGGACAAACUUGGCGCUUUGGAGCGAGACGCGGGACAGAUUAAGCGCCACUUUGCACCCAAGACUUCCUGGAAGGAAACCAGGGAAGUCGAUUAUAAAUCUUUAGAUGUGAACCACAGAUCUCACAGAGAUGAAGUGGCAGAGUCUAACAUCAGCUCCAUACGAAUCUACAGCCAGCGCGCACCGCAGUGGUUCAGCGCGCAGGACGUGGGAGCCAUGCGCUUUCUUGCGGAUGCCAAAGUUUUGCGCAUCAGAGAAGUUCCUCGCGGGGAGUCUCCGUCACCUCUCCUGAUGUUUGAGGGUGAGACAAGCGCGACGGCACGGAGCAGCGUGUGCGGGGGGCGGUGUGGAGUCAUCAGCAGCCCCGUGGACACCACGGAGGUCUUUGCUUAUCACUUGGACAGAGUGCUGGGGCUGAACAGGACGUUACCAGCUGUGAGCAGAAAGUUCAGGUUUCUACACGACGGCCGGCCAAGUCCAGUGGUGUUAUGGGACGAGUCUCUGUACCCAGAGGGCCUUGCUGCAGGCCGGGCCACUGUGAGGUUAACAUGGGGGGGCUACCAGAGAUCCCUGAAACAAAGGUGCUGGCAUAAAAACAUCAGCCCGAGGCCCGACUCUCACUGCGGCGCUGUUCAUCACUACGAGUGGAGCAGCCUCGCUCUGUUUGACUUCUUGUUACAGAUUCACAACCGUCUGGACGGGAGCUGCUGCGGGUUCAGGCCCCGGCAGGAGGACGAGUGUGCGGAGCUCGGACGCCACGCUGAGUGCGGGGACCCGGAGCGCCUGCAACUGGCCAACAUCGUCCACAGGGGUCACGACCCCAGACACCUGGUGUUCACCAACAACAAGGGAUUCUUCGACCGCAACGAGGACAACCUGGACUUCAGGCUGCUGGAGGGGAUCACUGAGCUUCCGGAGCAGGCGGUGUCGGUGCUGCGGAGCAGGAGGCUGAGGGAGCGACUCCUCCAGUCUCUGUUCCUGGACGAGACGUACUGGGAGAGCCAGGGCGGCCGACAGGGCAUCGACAAGCUGAUCGACGUCGUCGAGAGGCGGGCGAAGGUCCUCCUCACUUACAUCAACGCACACGGGAUCAGGGUCAUCGCAAUGAACGCGUGACGAGCUUCAAAAACCAAAUGACGAGACAAAGAAAAGGUCAAGCAACAGUUUGGUCCUGAAACAAGACACUGGAGUCUGACACAUUUUAAUCUGGAUAAAAAACUUCAGCUAAAUAUAAACGAGAACAUAAAUGAAUGUGGUCCUAAUCCUCAGGAUCAUGUACAUUCACAAAGAAAUAUUCUAAUCACAGGGUUAAUGAGUAAUUAUACAGUAUUUCUUUAGAAACUUGAUGAAGGACUUCCUAUAAAUCACCCACUAACCUUUGAAAACAACGUUUACUCUUUCUUGUGAUAUCUGCAAAGCUUUUGAUUAAUCUAUGGAAACGUGUCUAAACUCAUGAUCUGCAUGAGAUACUGAGGAAUUCUUUAACUUAUCUAAUGUACGACAUUUACUUUAACUCUUUUCUGAAGGAAGGAAGCUAAUUAGUUUUUCUUCCGUCUGCCGAGUCUUCAUUUCUUUCUCUCCCCGGAGGCCAAACCGCUGUCGUCAUUAUGUAAAGAACACGCUGCCGUUAUAACUUCUCCUCCUCCCGAGGCUUCCAGACACAAUCAUUGUCGCUGUGAGUGACGAGGAAGAACGACGCGAUAACUUAUUGUUUCUGAAUGUGGCGUCAAAUAUUUUACACUGAACGAUGAGUUAUUGAAUCUUUUAUAUAUUUUGUCUUAAAAACGUCAGUGUGAAUGUUUUUCAUGAUGAAACAUGUUUGGGAAGAACUGACUGUAAAUUAUAAACUGAAGGACUUUAAGUACAAGAACUUUUCUUUUCCUCUCGUGUCUUUAUUUCACUACACAAACACUUUGACGC
Paralichthys olivaceus (Japanese flounder) is the source of this 2507-nucleotide messenger RNA. RefSeq names its product golgi associated kinase 1B (gene gask1b). Lineage: Eukaryota; Metazoa; Chordata; Actinopteri; Pleuronectiformes; Paralichthyidae. The record is from RefSeq and is a predicted model, not a curated record. Gene Ontology annotation, cellular component: Golgi apparatus.